Molecule: messenger RNA, 928 nt
Organism: Amoebophrya sp. A120
Lineage: Eukaryota; Dinophyceae; Syndiniales; Amoebophryaceae
Source: the annotation of a GenBank genome assembly
AUGCCGCUGCAGAAUUCGGUGCGGAAGGAGAAGAUUUUUAUCCGGCGUUGGUACUGCAAAAAAUGCCUGGACGCCUCCUACCUAUCGUUAAACUUCCUUGAUCCCCCGCCGAAGCCAAUCAAGCGGUACACCAUGCCCACACCGGGGCAGGAAGAGGACUUCAAGAACCAGAUCCCGAUCGUGACUGGCCCGAAUCCCGUUACUUAUGAGAAGGGAAAUUCUGGCGCAGCUUUAGGUCGCGGCGAGUAGAGUCAAGUAGUACACUACUUACAAGUAGCUCGAAAUCAUGCAUGGAUGCCUACCUAUCAGAAAACAAAAGGACGACCACCUCGCUCUACCACAACAUGUAAAUGUUGUAUGCUCAGUGAUUAUAAUAUCAGAAGCAGGGCUGGCUCGCAUGCUGCUUGGGUCUACCGACUUUAAAACCGCGACCUUUUCUUUCCCUCGCAUACCUUUGGCGCGAGCCCAGUCCACGCCACGAGCAAAAAGUCUGACGUGCCCGCACAUGUGGUGGACCCCUCCCCUUCGCUGAGCGCCAUGAGCAGCCUGACCGCGACGGAAAAGGCCAAAAUGCAGAGGCUCAUCGACGAGCACCGGGGGAAGCCGGCCUUCUUCUGCUACGGGUGCGAAACGAAGCCGCUGUUUGACGGGGGCCCUGUCCCGGAGAUGGGCUUGAAAUUUCGUCCGUACGACAAGCCUUACUGAAAAAAAAAACAGUGCAGAUUAUGGCCAGCGAAAUCAAGAAAAUGAAAAAGAAAUACGCAGUGUUAAAGUUGUUCUACUACGGCGAGAUUACUUAUACAAUAUUAAUUUCUCAAACCAAGAAUGCAGACGGUGCGGGUGCGCAGUGGUAUGUUAUAAUUUGCGCGUGGUCAAGAUGUUGCUCAGGGAGACUUUUUGGAACAAUCCGUAUCAUAAGGAAGUAGAU